UGCACCGCGAGCCCCGCGGGCUUAGCUAUGCAAGAGUUAAAGUCCGGGGUCCUCAAGUUACCAAUAUGGCCUCAGAGUUUGCUAGAUAUCCUCUGGGCUCUUCCCCUUGCAACGCUUCCGCGGGGCAGGCAGGACGGAGGUGGCCCCUGGCCCCAGCCUGUCCUCCCCGGCCCUGCCUGCCCUCCAGAUUCCCCGAGCACCCUCCCACCUGCCCGCCCGCGCCCGCCCCGCUCCCGGCCUGCCCGGCGCAACUAGGGCGCCCAGAGAGGCCGAGGGCAGGCGAGGUGAGCAGCCGGUACCUCCAAAUGCCUGGCGCCUCCAGAAGAGCCCCAGGAGGGCGGCGAGGACGGGAAGUAGGCCAGCAGGGAGCCCCUUCAUCCCGCCAGGAAGCGCCCCCACGCCCCGGGCACAUUCCAAUCGCGAACCGCAGCCGGGGCUACCUGCGCGGCUCGGGCCCCUCCCCACGGGCGCUCAGACCGCGCAGCGCGGGCCCGACCGGGCCGAGCCGAGGGGCGCCGCCCCCUCCCUGCACCAAGCCGGGCCGGGGCAGUGGGCGGAGGAAAGGGGAAAUGAAGGAGAAUUUUGAGCUGCAGCUGUUCUACUUUAUCAGGCCUCCCCGCAGUGGAGAGGUCCCUUCUGGAGAUCUGGACUGUGGACUUCAGAGCUGAAGUUGCCUCUGCUGAGGAGAGAGCUGCCGGGGGCUUCCCCGGGAGGUAGUUCUGGAGGGCCUCUGCUCAAAGGAAGAUUCUGAAGAUAACCCGGCAGCAUAAGAUACCAGACACUGAGGUCCUUUCUUGAACUAAACUACCAACCAUUCAAACUCUACUGAAGAGAGUGCAAUUCCAUUGUGCCGGCCACACUGUUCACAAAGGGCAAGAAAUUACAAGGUGGUCAGAAAAUGUGACACAAAGACACCCUGAAGAUCUCAAGAAUUUUAGAAUUGAUUGUAUGGCACAGGACUGCCAAGCAUGGCGUGCCCUCAUCAGAGAAGGUGCUGUGUUCUAUGAGCAAAGCAGAAUUGAAUUAGCUUAGAAGAAAUGCAAGAUGUGCAAAGUUAGAGAAUCCACCCUAAAUGUCAAGGAUUAUUUGUAUCCAACCUGUAAUCCAAUCCAGAAUAUUGCAGGAUCAUAUUAGUCUGAUCUGUCAUAAUCAGACAUACUAAUAGUGAUGUCAUUUUGGUCCUCUUCGAGAACAAGGGACAACAACUAGAAUCUCCUGUCUUUUACAGCAAGCUUUUCUUAAACUUUCUCAAGUCUAGUGCCUCUGUUAAUUAAUCCCUAUUCAUCUUGUAUGUAGUUUACUUAGUGUAUAUUUGUUUGCAUGUUGUCUUCCCCAUUAGAUUAUGAGCUCCUUGAAAACAUGAACUAUCUUUUGCCUUUUUUUGUGUCCCCAGCACUUACACAGUGCCUGCCACAUAGUAGAAGCUUAAUAAAUGUUGAUUGAUUAAUAGGUCUUUCUAACUUCAGGCCUAGUCUCUUUCCAUUGUACACUGGACAUAUUUCUAAGUUUAAUCUUUAUUAUUUACAUUUCCUUAAGUCCAGACAAUCAACCAAACAAUAAAUCAAGUCAUGUCCUAUAAUUUUCCAGUUCCCAAGGUAUAAAUGCUCACUAAAAAUGUAAUAAUUGGCUCUCACGAAUUAGUAGAGUUGGUUCCAACACACCACUGCCACAGACUAAUACAAUUUAAGAAGAGGCAAAAAGAUAUCAUUCUAGUCUGCUAACUUUUUUUUUUUCUGGGAACAGAAAAUAGCACCCUUCUGAUUCCCCUCCUGGAUAGAAACAGUCUCCUUGUGAGAAGAAUGAGCACAGAAGGUCCUCAAAAUAUUUGGAUCCUCAUCUAGAUAGACCUAUGGGAACACACAUAAGCCACACAAGCAACAUCAACACCCUAAUAAUUGUAUUUCUUAAUAGAGCUGAUUACGAAUGUGUGUCGUUUCAGAAUCACUAGUCUGUAUAAUCUGGUGAUCAGCUGCUUGUAAAUCAAAGGUCAAAAAUCAACAAAUUUGAAGAAAUGACAAAGAUGAGAAGUCAUUUCAUGGAAUUAUUUGAGCUCCAUCCCAAUCUAAUUAAACAAGGAUGUGAACAAAAGGAACAUGGAUAAAAGUAAAAACAUUGACUCAGUCACCAUUUCUUAGGAGAGUUUAAUGAAUAUAAAAGAUUUUUCUAAUGAGGAGGCUGGGAGAGCUCAAAAACUGCCUCAGCCAGAAAAUAUUUGAUCUCCACGCCAAUCUGAAAAAAGUGGCAUGCAAAGGGAGCAUGCACAACUCUAGAGAACAAGCUCAUUUGCAAAACAUUACAGAGAGAAAUGACAGAGGAUUGUAAAUGGUAUUGGCCCACAAAUCAACAAAAAGUAGUGGUUAAGAAAGCUAGUCAGCAAAAAGCUUGUCACGAGAUGUAAGUAAAUCAGAUCAUUCCAAGAAUAUUCAUAAAUGAAGCUGGAAGGAGAAAUAUAAAUAGGUGUGAAAUAGAUACAUUUUGCUAUCAUUCUAUUUUAAAAUUCUAUAAAAAAACAAACAAACAAACGCAUUGCUACACUAAGAUUCUAAGCUUUUUUUUAGCAACUCAAUGGGCCAUAAGAGAAAGUGGAAAUGAUAUGUAGGAAGGGGAAGUUGAGAAGGCCAAUGGGACUAAAAUAAAUAAAUGCAAACAAUAACACAACAAAAAUGAAAACAACAAAGUUUUUAAGGCAUUUAGAAAAUAAUAAGCAAAAUGUGAAUCAAAACAAUUUUGAAGUUUCACUUAAUCCCCAGAAAAUUUGCAAGGAUGAUAAAGAUAAGAUUAGACUGUGUGGAGGGAUUGUAGAAUAUCAGGUACAUGAAUGCACAGUUGGUGGAGUGGUGAACUAGUUCAACAACUUUGGAAAAUAAUUUGGAAACUGACUAAAAUAUUAACUUUUUUUACCAAAAGAUCCUGUUACUAAGUAUCUUCCCCAGGAAAUCAAUGGGAAAAAAAAAAAGAAUAAAAAAUAAAGGCUCCAUAUAUUACAAAAUAUUUUAAUAAUAGCAAAAAUUAGAAACAAAGUAAAUGCUCACCAACUGGGGAAUGGCUAAACAAAUUGUUGCCCAUUAAGACAAUGAAAUAGUACUAUGCUCUAAGAAAUCAUGACAAUGAAGAUUAUAGACAAGACAUGUGAACUGUUGCAAAAUAAAGUAAGAAUAAUCAGGAAAACAAUAUGUACAUUGACUACAAAAUAUAAUGGAAAUAAAGUCAACAAUUAAUGGUCCAAACUGAAUACUAUAAAAUUAUAAUGUUAUUUGUCUUUUGUUUUCAAAGAGGACCAAUGACAUCAUGAGUGAUGUCUUUUUCCCCCUGAGGGAAUUGGAGUUAAGUGACUUGCCCAGGGUCACACAGGAGGGUUUUCCUGACUCCA
Molecule: messenger RNA, 3370 nt
Organism: Antechinus flavipes (yellow-footed antechinus)
Lineage: Eukaryota; Metazoa; Chordata; Mammalia; Dasyuromorphia; Dasyuridae
Product: translation initiation factor IF-2-like
Exons: 2
Coding region: 66-668 (200 amino acids)
Source: RefSeq, a predicted model, not a curated record